Molecule: messenger RNA, 906 nt
Organism: Xyrauchen texanus (razorback sucker)
Lineage: Eukaryota; Metazoa; Chordata; Actinopteri; Cypriniformes; Catostomidae
Product: collagen triple helix repeat-containing protein 1-like
Exons: 4
Coding region: 139-840 (233 amino acids)
Source: RefSeq, a predicted model, not a curated record
AGUAGUUGUCUGGGAAUAAUUGGUCCCUGGAGAGCAUACAUCUGCUCGCUCUCUCUCUCUCUCUCUCUCUCUCUCUCUCUCUCUCUCUUGUCAAACACAAACGGCAGCUGUAGUGCUCUCUGACUGCUCACUUCAGAUAUGGGGCAGCUCAAGACACAAGUAUUGAUCAUCUUCUGCUUAUUAUUUUUUUGCCAAGGGGCGGAAAAAUUCAAAAAUAGAGGUCUGCGCCAGAAGGAUGUCGAUUACGUGGAGAAAUAUUCCACCUGUCUCCAAGGUCCUGCAGGCACUCCGGGAAGAGACGGAAACCCAGGUGUUAAUGGAAUUCCGGGCUCUCCGGGUGUCCCUGGUUGGGAUGGUGUGAAAGGGCAGAAGGGUGACUGUGUGACGGAGAAGUUUGAAGAGCCAUGGAAACCCAAUUACAAGCAGUGCGCCUGGAACUCCCUCAACUACGGCAUUGACCUCGGGAAAAUUACUGAGUGUACAUUCACUAAGAAGCAUGCAGACAGCUCUUUACGAGUGUUGUUCAGUGGAUCUCUCAGGCUGAAGUGUAAGACAGCUUGUUGCCAGCGCUGGUACUUCACUUUUAAUGGGGCAGAAUGCACCGCGCCACUGCCAAUAGAGUCCAUCAUUUACCUGGACCAGGGCAGUCCAGAACUCAACUCCACCAUUAACAUACACAGAACCACAUCAGUUGAAGGUUUAUGUGAAGGUGUUCGUAAAGGCUUGGUAGAUGUUGCUAUAUGGUUGGGUACCUGUGGCGACUAUACCCAUGGCGACGCUUCCACUGGAUGGAAUUCUGUUUCCAGGAUGAUCAUAGAAGAACUUCCUCUGAGCAGCUGAGUCCCUCACAAUCUUCAAGAAACAUCACGACUCCUCCACAAACACUUUUAAUUAAAGGACUAGUAC